AUGAGUAACGCCGACUUUCUCGGCCGGGCCAUCGAGACGGUCAAAAAGGCAAUUGAGACGGACACGGCAGGAGAAUAUGAGAAGGCAUAUCAGCUGUACUACAGCGCUCUUGAGCUUUUCAUGCUCGCUCUCAAAUGGGAGAAGAACCAGAAGUCCAAGGACAUGAUCCGCGGCAAGGUGGCCGAGUACAUGGAGCGCGCAGAGAAGCUCAAGCAGCAUCUGAAUCAAAAUGACGCCUCGAAUCGCAAGAAGCCAGCAGCUAUGGGAUCCAAUGGCAAAUCAGCAGGCGGAAGUGGAAAAGGCGGAGGUGACGAGGAUGAGGGCGAACAAGACGCCGACUCCAAAAAGCUCCGCGGUGCGCUCGCAGGCGCCAUUCUUUCCGAGAAGCCCAAUAUUCGAUGGGAAGACGUAGCAGGUCUGGAGAUGGCGAAAGAAGCACUCAAGGAAGCUGUCAUAUUACCCAUCAAGUUUCCGCAUCUGUUUACUGGGAAGCGACAACCAUGGAAGGGCAUAUUACUCUAUGGGCCCCCUGGUACGGGUAAGAGUUACCUGGCAAAAGCGGUCGCUACCGAGGCGAAUAGCACAUUCUUUAGUGUCUCCAGUUCCGAUCUCGUCAGCAAGUGGAUGGGUGAAUCAGAACGACUCGUAAAACAACUCUUUGGCAUGGCUCGCGAGAACAAGCCUUCGAUUAUCUUUAUCGAUGAAAUUGACGCCCUCUGCGGACCUCGAGGUGAAGGAGAGUCGGAAGCAUCGCGACGUAUCAAGACGGAACUGCUAGUGCAGAUGGACGGUGUAGGCAAGGAUUCCAAGGGCGUGCUCAUUCUCGGCGCAACCAAUAUCCCCUGGCAACUCGACUCUGCCAUUCGACGACGAUUCCAGCGCCGAGUCCAUAUUUCACUGCCAGACACCCCUGCCAGGAUGAGGAUGUUUGAGCUCGCAGUCGGUAAUACGCCUUGCGAGCUGAAUCAAGCCGAUUACAAGAAGCUGGCGGAGCUCAGCGAAGGGUAUUCUGGAUCUGAUAUUUCCAUUGCAGUACAAGACGCGCUCAUGCAGCCUGUACGACUGAUCCAGACGGCGACACACUACAAGCCUGUCCAGGUAGACGGUCAAACAAAGUGGACACCGUGCUCACCUGGCGACCCACAAGCGGAGGAGAAGUCAUGGACAGACCUGGAUGGCGAUCAAUUGCUUGAGCCGCCUCUCAAGGUCAAGGAUUUUGUCAAGGCAAUCAAGGCUUCAAGACCGACUGUUAGUGGCGAGGAUUUGAAGCGCAGCGCCGAGUGGACAAAGGAGUUUGGUAGUGAGGGCGCGUAG
Messenger RNA from Alternaria postmessia, 1314 nucleotides. RefSeq names its product Vacuolar protein sorting-associated protein 4 (gene VPS4). The record is from RefSeq and is a predicted model, not a curated record. The transcript has 5 exons. Lineage: Eukaryota; Fungi; Ascomycota; Dothideomycetes; Pleosporales; Pleosporaceae. Gene Ontology annotation, molecular function: ATP binding; ATP hydrolysis activity. Bases 1 to 1314 code for a protein of 437 amino acids. Gene Ontology annotation, biological process: endosomal transport; vacuole organization.